Messenger RNA from Macadamia integrifolia, 444 nucleotides. RefSeq lists its product as uncharacterized. The record is from RefSeq and is a predicted model, not a curated record. The coding region runs from base 1 to 444 and encodes 147 amino acids. The transcript has a single exon. Lineage: Eukaryota; Viridiplantae; Streptophyta; Magnoliopsida; Proteales; Proteaceae.
AUGGUGGAUGCGUGUGAGUUGAUCAACACCCCUUCUCAGGGAUCCAAAUUUACCUGGACGAAUAAUAGACGUAUAGGUCAUGUGGCGGCAGUGCUCGAUAAAUGUUUCUUCAGUGCUAAUUGGUUGGAUGUCUUUGGUGAUUGUGGUCACCAGGUCCUCCAUCAGUCAGUGUCAGAUCAUGCCCCUGUUUUAAUCUCUUCAGCGGCAGCCCCUAAGCCUAGGAAUGCCCCUUUCCGUUUCCAUCGUUUUUGGAUGGAAGAGGGGUCUUGUGAGGAUCAUCUGAGGGAGGUGUGGUUCAGGGAAGUAUGGGGCGGCCCAAUUGGAAGGCUUGUCCAGAAAUUAAAGGCUGUGAAGGGCGUUCUUAAGGUGUGGGAGAGACAGACUUUUCCAAUUGCUAAUUUGGCCCUAAAGGAAGCUACUGAUGAUGUGGUGGAGGUGCAGUGA